Molecule: messenger RNA, 594 nt
Organism: Fraxinus pennsylvanica
Lineage: Eukaryota; Viridiplantae; Streptophyta; Magnoliopsida; Lamiales; Oleaceae
Source: the annotation of a GenBank genome assembly
AUGGCGUUAUCUGUAUUACUGAAACAAACGGGGUUGACGAAGUCAAUGGUCAACAGCUUCCGAGCAUCAAGGGCCUACGCAUCGGUUGCAGUGGGCACGGACUUGAUAUCGGCUGCACCAGAUGUCUCUCUCCAGAAGGCUCGCUCCUGGGACGAGGGGGUUUCUUCCAAGUUCGCCAUUACUCCUCUCAAGGACAUUUUCAAGGAUAAAAAAGUUGUCAUCUUUGGCCUCCCUGGUGCCUACACUGGAGUUUGUUCGGCUCAGCACGUGCCUAGCUACAAGAACAACAUUGAUAAGUUCAAGGCAAAAGGAAUUGACUCGGUGAUAUGCGUCGCCGUUAAUGAUCCUUAUGUAAUGAAUGGCUGGGCCGAGAAACUUCAGGCUAAAGAAGCUAUUGAAUUUUAUGGAGAUUUCGACGGGAGCUUGCACAAAAGUAUGGACUUGAUGAUAGAUCUAUCCUCUGCUUUACUGGGACCUCGAUCUCAUAGGUGGUCAGCUUACGUGGUUGAUGGGAAAAUCAAAGUCUUCAACUUGGAAAAAGCUCCAUCGGAAUUUGAGGUUUCAGGCGGAGAAGUUAUUCUGGGACAGAUCUAG